AUGAACCAACCACAAAUUAAAACAAGACGUUCAAGAUUGUUAAUAAAUUAUUGGAAAAGUUUUGAUCCUUCACUAUUUCGUCAUUAUGGACCUGGUCUUCAUUUACGUAAACAGCGUCUUUACAGUCCUAUGGCUAGAUUAUGGAAAGCUAUGCAAAAUCAAAGUCAAGUAGUAGUUAUGACUCGAGGUUUAAAAGAGCCGCGUGCUUCACUGAUCGGCAACUUGAUCGCUUUUGAUCGUUACUGGAACUUGAUGCUGACAAAUGUAACUGAGUAUUCUGUUAAUCUACCGAAAUCUGCUUUAACAGGUUAUAGUAAACCUGGACGAAGUAGAAAAAGACGAGAACAACGUCUGAAAAAAAGUCAGCAGAUGAAUAACACACUUCAGUUAAGAAAAAAUUUAAGUAUUCAUCAAUUUGGUUGCAAUGAAACUCAUAUUCAGGGAAAAGAUGUUGUAUCAAAUGAUGCGUUGGAAAUGGGACAGUCAUUUCCUGAUCAGUGUGAUAUUGCUGUUGAAGAGGAUGAAGAUAUCACUAACCUGCUUAUGACACCUUUACUUCUUGGCAGAUCACCUGUCUCUGACAAUGAUGAUAUCCACUUCCCUGAGGGUUUUAAUAAUAAAACUGAUAAGACUGUUUUAGCUAAUGUCAUUACUCAAAAUGUGGAAAGUGAUCGAACGUCUAAUUGGAUGUCAUCCAUGAUUCAUUGUAAAGAACGAAAUAUGUCUGAACUUUCUGAUAUAUCACUCUGGCAGAGUUUACAGGCUUAUCAACGACCAUUGACUGAGAAACAAUUGAACAUUGAACACAACUUAGUUUGCAGUGAUAAAACAACAGAUUCUUUUGUACAUAAUGAACAAUUAUUUAUACGUGGUGCUAAUGUUAUUUUGGUACGGAUUUUAUCAAACACAUAA
Heterobilharzia americana is the source of this 912-nucleotide messenger RNA. NCBI's taxonomy places the organism in Eukaryota, Metazoa, Platyhelminthes, Trematoda, Strigeidida, Schistosomatidae. The record is from the annotation of a GenBank genome assembly.